Lymnaea stagnalis (great pond snail) is the source of this 13519-nucleotide messenger RNA. NCBI's taxonomy places the organism in Eukaryota, Metazoa, Mollusca, Gastropoda, Lymnaeidae. The record is from the annotation of a GenBank genome assembly.
CAACAGUGUGUGUUUUUGUAAAGGUUGUAUAUUAUCUGCUUAUGAAAGGGGUCAAUAUUUUAAGGUUAGAUUUACACUGGCUGUUGGUAAGCAAGUUUUGCCUUAUUCCCUUCAAUCGCCGUGGUUGAAAGUCUAUUUAUGGAUGACUGAUCAGAAUCUAACUUCUCGCGGAAACUAACACACAGGACUAUUCUGAUGUUACAUGUGGCAGGACUUUGUUGUGUUAUUGAUUUAAAAAAAGUAUUUCUUGUUUUAUUUCUAUUUUGUAAAUUGUGAUUAGCUUGUGGCAGGUAGGCCGGUGUGAUAUUAAAUGACAAGACAAAGACUCAAGUAAAAAAAACAUUUAUUCAAACAGGAAAGGAUUAUUGGAGAAAAGGGCCUCAGUAAUAACAACAUUUCAAAUAUUAUAUAUAUUGUAUUUCUAACAUUAUUUCACAUUAUAUUAAUUGUAGUUCUAACAUUAUAUAACAUAUUUAUUGUAGUUCUAACAAUAUAUUAUAUAAUAUUGUAGUUCUAACAUCAUAAAACAUUAUAUUAAUUGUCUUUCUAACAUUACAUCGCAUAUAUAUUGUAGUUCUAACAUUAUAUUAUACAUAUAUAUUGUAAUUCUAACAUUAUAUAUAUAUAUAUAUAUAUAUAUAUAUAUAUAUAUAUAUAUAUAUAUUGAAGUUCUAACUUUAUAUUUAUUGUAGUUCUAACAUUAAAUAUAUUAUAGUUCUAACAGUAUAUAAUAUUUUUGAUCUAACAUUAUAUAUAUAUAUUUCAACUUGUUUCAACUUUAACAAAAAAGUCAACGUUAAAUAUUUGAUUCCCCGCAGCACCACAUCAUGGGCACUCAGUGACAGUUUUGAUAUGAUCUCAUCACCGCAGCACCACAUCAUGGGCACUCAGUGACAGUUUUGAUAUGAUCUCAUCAACUCCAACUAUUGAAUGACCUCAACCGUCUAGAUUGACUGUACUGCGUGGACUGCAUUGUUAGGGGUGAGAUCUAUAGACGUAACUUGUACUUUUACACUUGUUUGGAUAUGGAAUUAUAAUCGAUACACCGUUCGUCUGAAAAUAUAUUGAUUCGGUGAUGUCAUUGGUAGACGUUCAUCAAUUACGGGGAGAAUUCUUCAGUAGGACAGUGCCUGUCAAUUGUAAACAAAUGUACCGUGUUUAUAGCAGUGAAGUCCCAGUUUUGUACUUCAUAUUAGUGUGACGUUAGGACGUCAUGUCAUAUUGCUCGAGUAUCACGGAGCCGAAAGCAGUCGGAGACCGUCCACUAUCAGUUGUAUUACUACGCCUCACCACUGGUGUUUAGUUGUUUCCCCCCUAUGAAGUGUGGAUUUGGUCAGUUGCGUAACUGGGGGGGGGGGUUGUUGAGGGCCGCACUGGGUGACAUCCUAACAAUGGUGUGACACCCAGGGUUCCUCAUCCUCCUCAUCCUCAUGUCCCUUAGUCCUUGGACCGUUGGGGCGCCACAGAUGACAUGUGAACCAUCCUCCUCCAUUCCUCUCUGUCUUCAGCACUACGCGCUGCAUCGCCCAGUGUUAGUCCUGUCCACUCUUUGAUGUUAUCCUCCCAUCUUUUUCUUUGUCUUCCUCUUCUUCUCCCUCCUCUUGUGGUGCCCUGCAAUAUUUCUUUUGCACCCAGGGUUGCCAAUUCAAUAAAAUAUAAAUCGAGGGAUAACGAUUCCCAAUCUACACAUUUACCAACAAGCAACGUUUUUAGCACACAUGUUACAGUUGUGUUGUUCAAACAUUUAAGCCUUAAAAAAAUGAAACACCCUAAUGACUACUCUCUAUUUCUAUGACUACUUCCUGUUGCAAUGAAAACUAUGCCAUUUUACCAUGAGACUAUUUUUUUUUAAGGGUUGGUUUAUUCUAUGGCAGAUAUUUUUUUUUUCUAAUGUUUGUACAAUGCAUUCGUUUUUAAAAGAAAAAAAAUAUAUACGUUUUUACGGACAUUAACAAUAUGAACGACCAAAAAAAAAAAAAAAAGAGCCCUUUAAUUUUUUUUUUAAGGGUUUGUUUAUUCUAUGGCAGAUAUUUUUUUUUUCUAAUGUUUGUACAAUGCAUUCGUUUUUAAAAGAAAAAAAAUAUAUACGUUUUUACGGACAUUAACAAUAUGAACGACCAAAAAAAAAAAAAAAUGUGCCCUUUAAUGUCCACAAGAACUUUAAGUUUUGGGGUCAUGUUUUUUAAGGAAUGUUAGUAAAUGUUUACGGAGGGCUGACAACGCUGGUGACACCGAAGGGGAAAUUGAAAAUUUGAAAGAGCUCGCUCGAGUUGGUGUCAUAACAUAUCUAAGUAAAAUACCAGAGCAGUAUGCCACACGGGCAGGGUGCCAAUGGAAAGAGUUCCACCAGACUGAGUGCCAAAAGACUGAGUGCCAUCAGACAGACUGCCACCAGACUGAGUUCCACCAGAAAGAGUUCCACCAGACAGAAUGCCAAAAGACACUAGAGAGAAUAGUGCAGGGGUGGCAAACACGUGAUAUAUAUAAGAAUGAGCUAUGCUGACCGUAACACCCAAAAAAAAAAAUGAAAAUAUUUAAAUACAUUCGGAUUCUUAAAAACAAUCAUAGUUAUUUUCUAUUAUUUUACCGAAAUCGAAUAAAUUUAAAUGCGCAAAAAUAACAUAAAUACGCUUUUAAUUUAGUGACAGUUUAAGUAUUAUUAUUAUAAAUUACAAAUAAAUUUAAAGUAACAACUAAUGAACUAUUUUAAGCAUUUUAUCCGAUUUUAAAAGUUAUGGGGAAAAAUUUAAUUAAUAAAAAGAUUAUGAUCUAAGAAUUACAUCGUAAUCACAUUUUUGGGGAAAACCCAAAAAUCAGCAGUUUUUAGUGCGUUUUUUAGUGCGUUGUUUAUCUUGCGAAAUAAAAUUAAAAUCAAUUUGUUUUAAAUAAACACGCAAAUGACGUCAUAGUGUGAAUCGCCCGUGUUGGCCAAAACUCUUAAGUUUCUUUGAUUUAAUAACCGAGCGUUACAAAACUGAUAAUGUAUUUCCCCCUUCUUAAAAGUAAAAUUAAUAAAUGUAGUCUAAUCGAUUGUUUUUUUUAACUGUUUAUAAAACACACACAUUUUAGCUUUGUAUUUUUAACAUUUAAUAAGUUAUUUGCGUUUUUUGAUUUCCAAAAAUACACUUUUAUUAAAUUUAUAAUGUAAUAAAAACUUAACCUUUCAAUAUACUUCUAAUAAGAAAAUGCCGUUUAAGGUAAUCAGUGCAGCGAAACUCCAUAGCCAAAUAGUAUUCACUAAUUCACUUACAACUCAUCCAAAUAAGAACAAUCCAUAUGACGUGCAAACUAUGUUAGUUGGGGUGUGGAAGGGACUACAAUCCGGUGGAAGAUUUUAUUAAUUCUAUUUAAAUCGUGGGUGGGGGAGGUGGGUGGUCAUUUUGCCCCAGGCAGUACAAGAUACGUCUCAAAAUAAAGGAAUGAAUUUGAUAAAUAAUUAUUCUUCUUGGGUACAUACAUAUCGGAGGUAGGAAAUAGGAUGCAUACAUUUUUACGUGGAUGAGAAUAUAUUUAAAUCCUAUGGUAUUACAUUUGUGAACAAAGAGUUGUUGCAUUCUCUUUUUACAAAUAAACAUAUGUUUACCAAUUAAUAAAAUCAAUGGCGUUAACAAAACGUGGUAUAUUUAUAUUAGUAUACUCAUGAAUAUCAAAACCCAUGCAUUUUUCACAAUUGAAAAUUUAAUGUUGAAAAAUGGAGAUGAUUUAGACCUAAUAUUUAAUUUUCUUUCUUUUUUUUUUUUUUUUUUUUUUUUUUUUUUUUUUUUUUUUUUUUUAAUUAAAAUAUAUUUUCGUUUUUACUUUGCGAAAAGUAAAGUGGGGUGACUUUUUACGAGAUUAACAAUUUAAAAAACAAAAGGCACUCAUAGGCGUGAAAAAUGGUUGCGAGUUUCUUCUUUAGAUAAAAUAAUUCUUUGUUUUACGAUUUUCUGAUAAUGUAUAAUUUAAAAAAAAAAAAACAAUGCAAAAGUGUGUUUAAAGUUUUGAUGAAGAUAUCAAUAUAUUAAAUUUUAGAUAAAAUAAUUCUUUGUUUUACUAUUUUAUGAUAAUGUAUAAUUUAAAAAAAAAAAAAAACAAUGCAAAAGUGUGUUUAAAGUUUUGAUGAAGAUAUCAAUAUAUCAAAUUCCUUUAAUAUAAAAUAUAUACCGGUACAUCAUAUAUAGAGUUUUUGUUGUAAAUUUAAGAUUAUGUUUUUAAAAAUUUUUUGGAGAAAAAACAAUUUUAAUUCAAGGGCACGAAAAGAGGUAAAUCUUAAGUAUUUCUCUGGCGUAGAAAUUGUCCUUCAAUAAUUUCUUUAGUUACAAAAGUGAUAAAAUUAUGAAUAAUUUAGAUUUGUUAAUUUAAGGUCGUGUUUAGAGGGGGGGGUGAGUAAUUUAGGGGCGUGAAAGGGAGUAGGGUAGGCGUAUAACAUAUAGCAGAUAAAUACUUCUCAAAACUCAAUGAUGCUAGAAACGUAAAUAUCAUUACAUAGAUACUUCUUUUUAAAGUUAGGAAUUGUGAUGAGUUUGUGCAAUAGCAGGUAGACAUUUUCGCAAAGGACCUACCAUUACUAUCCCGAUAACAUCGGGUCAUUUAUUCUAGUGUUAAAUAUUGUGCUCCGCGGUCUAAACUAAGUCAAUCACAAGUUUGUGGACUGGAGUUCCAGCAAAAGCCUAGACGAGCAAAAACAACACCAGCAAACACUUGUGGAUGGGACUCGUUAACCUUGGACAGCAACUCAUCCAAGAGAAGGCAAACUCCGAAAUCAAACCCAGAGAUGGGGUCCCCUAGGCGGUAUGACAUUGACACAAUGAAAUUUCUGACAAACUACCGCGACGUAGACUGCAUAAAGAGCACUGUGAAACUCACAAGACACACUGCUGCUGGGACAACAUAUCUGGGUGAAAAGUGGGACAACAUAUCUGGGUGAAAAGUGGGAAAACAUAUCUGGUAGAAGAAAAUGGCAUCAAUCAACACGUUAGACUAUAUUCUUUUUUAAAUCAUGAAAAAAAAUAUUUUGGAACUCGGAGCAGUAAGAAUUUUGACCAGCUCCAGCAUUUCACCUUGCCCCGGAGCUCAGAGCUAAGCUCCGCUCCAAAUCCCUGAUAUAAUGAAUAUGAUUUAAUUUUACAACAUUAUUAACUAGUUGUUUGUUUUUUUACUGUCUGUCUUAGGUAGAUUCCCACUAUGGAGUCAGAUGUGGCCAUUGUUCGGGCGAUCCUGAGACAAAAUGAAUUCUUACUGCGACGCCAUCUGGUCCUGUCGAAAACAGUUUUAGAUAACCUGAAAAGUAACGGUCUAAUUACUGACGUCACCAGGAGGAAAAUCUUGGUGAGCCUUUCGGUAAAAGGGAAGUAGGGUGAGAAAAUGAGAAAGAUGCGUGGCAGGAGGGGGGUAGGUGCGUAUGUAGCAGAUGUAUGGAAGAUAUAGGCAAUGAUUCCUUUAGACAUUUUCCUGGGGGGGGGUAUAAUUUCGGGUGGGCAGUAACAGUUGUAAGAUAGUGAAAAUGGGGGGGGGGGGGCUGGGGGGGACGGAAAACCCCGGNGACUAGCGGGUCUGCACUAUUGGGCUUUGAUGGUAUUUAGUACAAGAAAAUAAUAGGUUUCAGAGUUGGGGGGGGGGAGCGUGAAACUGAAUGUUGUCCCCUAGCGUUAAACAAAAUACUCUACGGGGUCACAACACACAUGCCGAGAACUGCUGCUCUAACCAGAUUUGUCUUACUAUACGGAUCAUGAAGUAUAUGGAACGUAAGGAUAUCUCAUAGGCUUCACCAAUUGUAAUCGGUUGAUGGCACCAGUUUAAAAAAAAAUUAAAUUGUUAUACAAUAAUUUUUAAUUUAGUAUUUUUUAAAUAACAUAUAUAUUUAUUCAUCAUUGUACACAUUAAUUCUCCGGGGGCAAGGGCGGGGGCAGUUGACUUUUCCGGGGGCACUACCUCCCUCCCCAGAGAGAUGCCUGGAAGAAACACCGGAUGUUGGGAGGGUGAGUGAGUGGAGAGUGUCGGGCAGGUGUGUGGAGUGAUGUGGAAUAUGUGUGUGGAAGGUUUGUGAAAGGUAUGGAGUUGGUGUGUUAAAUGUGUAAAUUAGGUGUGUGUGAUGGUGUGGAGUUGGUGUGUUAAAUAUGUAAAUCAGGUGUGUGAAAAGGUGUGGAGUUGGUGUAUUAAAUGUGUAAAUCAGAUGUGUGUAAAGGUGUGGAGUUGGUGUGUUAAAUGUGUAAAUCAUGUGUAUGUAAAGGUAUGGAGUUGAUGUAUUAAAUGUGUAAAUCAGGUGUGUGUAAAGGUGUGGAACUGGUGUGAUAAAUGUGUAAAUCAGGUCUGUGUAAAGGUGUGGAGUUUGUGUAUUAAAUAUGUAAAUCAGAUAUGUGUAAAGGUGUGGAGUUGGUGUGUUAGAUGUGUAAAUCAGGUGUGUGUAAAGGUUUGUAGGAGGUGGAGAGUAGAUAUGUGAAAUCUGCGUAUACUUUGUGAGAGGUAAUCACGUACAAGGUUUGGAGCAUUUCAAUUAAAAAUAGAUUUUGAAGGGUUAACUAAAGAAACUGAGAAUAGUAACGAACGAAAUCUUCUCCAUUAAAACCGUGACCAGUAGCAUGUUAGAGUCGAAGCUAGCAGUUCUACCGACCAAAAAUUUAUAAAGAACCUGGAGAAUCCACUGACCAAAUAUAACCUUCAAUGAAGAACUGAGGCGUCUCAGAAGAAAUUCAAUCAUUGCAGAUAUCGUUGGAGUACCGGUACCGGUACCGGAGAUGAAUCGACCAUAUUUUUAAACUGCCAACAAGCUUAUUUCCCGGGACAGCACAAAACUGCUACGAAAAGAAAAGGGGAAAUAAUGCCGAUGAAGGCCCAAAGAAAUCCUUCAGAGACCGAUAAAGACUAGUCUACAGCAUGUAAACCUGCGGAAAGCUCCGACAGAAUUAGUUGAAAGACAGAAGUGGAGUACCUCCAUGUGUUUCAAGGCUGCCCUGGCACCCGCUAGGAGCCGAUAGGAUGGCCGCAACGUUUCCCAAACUGUUGCACAUAGGCCAGUGCAUGACUGCAGCAAUGUAGCCUAUCAGAAUCCUUGGUCGAUGCUCUAUUCACCAGCCGAUGAGCAGGACUGAAGGAAUAUUUCUUUAAACAAAACGGUGAAAUCAAUGACAAUGACAAUGUGGAAUUCGAAAAAAAACCUCUCUCUCUAUAUAUAUACAUAUAUAUUUAUAUAUAUAUGUGGGUGUGUGUGUGGGUGCGUGUGUGUGUGUGCGUGCAUGUGUGUGUGUGUGUGUGUAAAAUAUAUGUAAAUCUGAGCUGUGCAAUUUUGUUGGUUGGUAAAAAAUUAAGAAUAACGGUGAUCGGGUGAAACAGUUCCAGUCUCAAAUAGCCACGGUUAAAAACAUUUUUAGCAAAUUUGGAGAUCCAUUUUGUGCUGACCUAAUUGAACCAUCCGACAUAACCCAACCUUUGACACCGCGUCUCACCACAUCUUACACUAAGUCCAAGCUCUGAUGCUCAAUUCGCACGAUCAGAUUUUCGUCAAAUUUGAAGCACAUUUCUUUUUCAAAACACUAUUUUGUUUUACUUAAGAAGUGAGUUCAAAAAGAAAUUUGACGAAACUCUGAUCGUGUGCACUGAGCAUGAGAGUACAUAAUAAAUAAUGACCCUUAAUGUCUUCUUCAUUGGUUCUCAAAAUAUCUUUUUUGUUAUUUCUAAUAAUGGAGAAAUUUCCCUUUCCCGUAAUCCACUUCAGUUAGAGCCAGCUCAUAAGCAGGUUCCUGUUCUCAUUGGAUGUUUGGAGAACAGGGGCAUUACGUCACUGAAGAAGUUUCUAGAAGUUCUCCGUAGCACGGGGCACGGUUGGAUCGUGGACCAUAUUCUGGAUACAGAUGUCAGUGCUGGUGCAGGGGUAAGUUCGGUGGCGCUGAGGUAAUAUAUUUUAUGGCGCUGGGAUAAACCAGUUCAGUGGUGCUGGGGAAAUAUAUUUUAUGGUGCUGGGAUAAACAGUUCGGUGGUGCUAGGGCUAAUUGAAACAGCAACCGCGACUGAGUUAAUUUAAGAAAUUACUAUGGAUUAUUUCAACUGGACUCAUUGAGCUCAAGAUUAACUAUGCAUUAGUAACCCAGAUUGUGGGUUCUUUUGGGGGCGGAAAGGUGGAGCAGUGAUUAUUUCAGAAAUUUCCCCCCAGGGGUGGGGGGCACUUCAGAUUUUUCGGGAGGGGGCACAGUGCCAGCAGUGCCAGUUGAUUUAUUGUUGGACAUAUUUUUGCUCCGGGGGGCACUUGGCUUUCCCCGGGGGGGGGGGGGAAACAGCCCCCCCCCCGGGGAUAUAGCUGAAAGAAACCCUGUGGUGGAGGAUCACAAUUCAUGCUGUAAGUUGUUUUUGAAACAACAAAGAAAAAAAAUUAUUAAACACCUAUCAUGGAUUGUUGCUUUUCCGGAUUUUUAAAACUUGUAUUGCUGUCUUCCUUUCGUCACGUCCUAAUCAAUAACACUAUCUUUACUGUUUGGGUAAGGGUAGAGAUAAGUCAUUAGAAGUGACCCGUUAGUAAAAACUCAGCAAUAAAAUGAAUGAAAUAAAAUUAGCUCCCAAGUUAGAUUCAGGUGAGCUUACAAAGUACGUCUGUUUUCAGAGAGGAAAAAGUAUGGACGACAUAGGGCACCGGUACAGAGCCAGCCACACGAGGCAGCAAAACCUGGCCAACGAUUACUUCAGCAACAGGCGAAACAAAUAUGACCUUCAGAGGUCGGACAACCGGAAGAGCCUUACUGCGUACAGCGGUGGCUACGAAAAUGGAAUGUCCCUGGGGUCCUUGCUGAAAGCAAGGUGAAGGACGAUGAUGAUGAGUUUGUUGUUUAUUUAAAAAUCUGCUUCUAAAAAGGUUUCAAUUUCGCAAAUAUGUUUUUGAUGACAUUGCGGAGGGAAGACACUGAAUUUGUUGACCGAAGUUUUACCCACAGCUUGGGGUCAAAAUUAGUGUAAUUCAAUAUAUUAAAGUUUGAUCUUGACCAGUGCCGUAGCUAGGGUUGGGGUCACCCGGUGCUGUAAACUCAUGGUGUCCCCCCCCCCCCCCAAAAAAAAAAAAACCAAUUCCAUUAUGGAUUUCUUCUUGUUAAAAUAAGCCAACAGUAUAACAAUGACAAGAGCAGAAACAAGUUAAUUGAAGGUUAGGGGGUAAAUUUAUUUAGCAACUAUUACAUGCACUUGGAAUCGUGCGACCACAUGGUAUUUGGUAUCAAAGGAAAGCCUUAUUUUUUUCAGAAUUUAGAUGAAUCAAACUUCCGGUCACUUCAGAAAGUUACCGGACACUUCUGACGGCGUUGCAUCACGUCCAGAACGGUGUUUUUCUGACCUAGUUAUAGCGUCGCCUCAUUUCUGACGCAUCAACUUUUAAUUGGUUGCAUGUUUUGAACAAUUACGUGAGAUCGUUUAUCCUUUUAAGAAGUUCGAUUAGACCGAGCAGUGGGAGCUCUGUCAGACCGAGCAGUGGGAGCUCUGUCAGACCGAGCAGUGGGAGCUCUGUCAGACCGAGCAGUGGGAGCUCUGUCAGACCGAGCAGUGGGAGCUCUGUCAGACCGAGCAGUGGGAGCUCUGUCAGACCGAGCAGUAGGAGCUCUGUCAGACCGAGCAGUGGGAGCUCUGUCAGACCGAGCAGUGGGAGCUCUGGGAAAAUGCCAUUUUUCAAUUGAGAUGGUUUCAUCCUGUGGGGUCCUCAUCCCCCUGAACCCCCUUAGCUACGCCACUGAUCUUGACUAAUUAUUGUGAAACUAGCAGCAUAACUGUGUUGUCGCUAAGAUUGCAAACAUUGAACUGUUUAUCUUUUUACAAACACUGAACUGUUUAUCAAACAGAGAGCCCGUGGACGAGCCAGAAUUGGCCGCAAGGGGAACAAUUCAUGCAAGAACACUCUUGGCUGACUCUAUGACAAUGGCGGGUCAAGCUGGACGUCUGCCUGGUCUGCCCAGUCACCAUCCAGUGCCCUUCCCCCGAGUUAGGGAGGAAAUCCCGCUAACAUUAUACGGCUUGAAUCAAGUAGGUCAUCUUAUGUACCUCAUUAAGUAGGUCCUCUAAUGUAUCUCAUUAAGUAGGUCAUCUUAUGUACUUCAUUAAGUAGAUCAUCUUAUGUACCUCAUUAAGCAGAUCAUUUUAUGUAUCUGUUAAGUAGGAAACUUGUGUACCUUAUUGAAUAUGCCAUCUUAUGUACAUUGUUAAAUAGUACAUCUUAUUAAAUAGAACAUAUUAUGUACCUUAUUAAAUAGGACAUAUUUUGUACCUUAUUAAAUUGGACAUCUUAUGUACAGUAUACACUCAACGUUUAAAACAUAUCGUAAUUUAAAACCUAAUGUAAUGAACCAUGAUUUCGUUUAAGCGUGCAAAUUAAAUACAGUUAGUUGUAAAAAUAGUAUCGACCUCAUAGUGCCACUUACUUAACCUAACUCACUUCGUAAUACGAAGCAAUGGCAAACAAAUCCACACAUCUGCCAAUUAAAUUCUUAUUACAAGCUAAAAACUCUUAACACUUCCUACUAUAUCGUAACACACCCUACUAUAACUUAACACACCGUACUAUAUCUUUACACACCGUACUAUAUCUUUACACAUCCUACUAUUUCUAGGGGACAUAAACAAUAUACCUUUCAAGCGAGUCAUCGGCAAUCGAAGAAAUCAAAAAGAUUUUUAACAAAUAUAUAGUAAUUUAAAAACAAAACGGUAUAUCACGGAUCCAUCAUAUUUUGAACUAUUUAAAGUCCUCUUCAGUCUUAGCUGCAUGUGUACAACAAUGUCACAUUCUCUGUGCUUAAUUCCAACCAUUCUCUGUGCUAAAGAUCCACCUUUCUCUGUGCUAAAGACCCACCUUUCUCUGUGCUAAAGACCCACCUUUCUCUGUGCUAAAGACCCACCUUUCUCUGUGCUAAAGACCCACCUUUCUCUGUGCUAAAGACCCACCUUUCUCUGUGCUAAAGACCCACCUUUCUCUGUGCUAAAGAUCCACCAUUCUCUGUGCUAAAGACCCACCUUUCUCUGUGCUAAAGACCCACCUUUCUCUGUGCUAAAGACCCACCUUUCUCUGUGCUAAAGACCCACCUUUCUCUGUGCUACAGACCCACCUUUCUCUGUGCUAAAGACCCACCUUUCUCUGUGCUAAAGACCCACCUUUCUCUGUGCUAAAGACCCCCCUUUCUCUGUGCUAAAGAUCCACCUUUCUCUGUGCUAAAGACCCCCCUUUCUCUGUGCUAAAGAUCCUCCUUUCUCUGUGCUAAAGACCCACCUUUCUCUGUGCUAAAGAUCCACCUUUCUCUGUGCUAAAGAUCCUCCUUUCUCUGUGCUAAAGACCCACCUUUCUCUGUGCUAAAGACCCACCAUUCUCUGUGCUUAAGACCCACCUUUCUCUGUGCUAAAGAUCCAUCAUUCUCUCUGCUUACGACUGAUCAUUUUUAUGCUAAGGAUUCACCAUUCCCUGUGCUCAUGACCCACUGGGCUAAAGACGCACCCUUUUCCGAGCUCAAAACUUACCAUUCUCUGUGCUAAAGACCCACCAUUCUCUGAGCUGAAGACGCACCCUUCUCUGUGCUAAACUCUCCUUAUUCUCUGUACUACAGACAUACAAUUCUAUGUAAUAAGACCCACUAUCUCUGAGCUAUAGACGUAACAUUCCUUUGACCAAGACCCAUUGUUCUCUGUGCAGGCCUUCUCCGACCAGGACCAACACAACCAGCAGGCCAUGUCCGUGCUGAGGCAAGAGGAGAUCGCCAUCCGCCAGCUGAUGGAGCAGAACGCCAGAGAUCAAGGCAACGUGAGGCGGAAGCAGGCAGCCGUCCAGGACAUCGUGGGGCGCCUCAAGGAGAUCCACAACCGGGCCAAGGAUGUCUACGAGCCCUCUCCCCACCCCAACAUUGGACGGUACAGACUUGCUCAGCUGAAUCAAAUACCCUGGUCAAUCGAUGGUUAACUACACGCUUCAUAUCACAUGAUCACAUGGAUAUUCAAACUACACACUUCAUAUCAAAUUUCAUAUCACAUAGAUAGUAAACUACACAAUUUAUAUCAAAUGGAUAGUCAUAAAACACAAUGCAGAUCCUUUGGCCAAACUACCAGUUACACUACACACUUCAGAUCAUAUUGAUAGUUGAACGGCCAACCCCACCACACCCUUUCACAUGUCAUGAACCUUGUCAUGCAAUGUUCCAUUGCGUUUAUAUAGGCUACAUCAAAAGGUUCACGUCAUACUGUCAAUCAAUAAACUAUAUGGUUACUUUAUUUAUGAUGCACGACUUACUAUGUCAACCAUUUCACUUAAGUGUCACAUGAUGUCAAAUGUAUUUUUUAACGUAAUCCCAUACAUAUUCAAUCAUAUAUUUUAAUCUCAUAUAAUGUCUACCCUGUUCCUUACGUCCCAUAAUGAAUAAUGUCAUAUGGGGGCCAUCCAAUAAAGACGUGACGCCAUAUGGGCCAAUUUUGGGAACCCCCCCCCCCACAACCCAUUGUCAUACAAUUUGUAACAUAGUUUAGAUACCCUCGUAAUAAAUGGUGACAAUUUCAAGAUCGUCAACCCACGUAGGUGUAUGACGUUAUUUGUGGAUGACCCUUAUUAUGUCAUAUAUAAUGCCAUAUAACUUUACUUAAUGAAGAUUAAUGUCAUAAAAUGUCCCUUGACGUCAUAAAAAUGUCUUUUAAUGUCAUAUGAUGUGGUCAUUGUGCCACAUGAAAUGUGUGAUUCUUAUGAUACAAGUCCCAAUGGCACACAGAAGUAAAAACAUUGGAAUGGCGAAGUAAAGUCGAUAUUCAUCUUCCAGUGAACUUUGUCAUGGUUGUCACAUGAUUACAAAAAUAAUGAUUAAUGUAAGAUAGAGAAGAUUAUAUGUUGUAGAAUUUUAAUCACGUUAAUAUGGUUAGGGGUAAAAAAAAAAAAAAAAAGCUAAAACACAAUUCAGUGUGCUUCGUAUUUUUCAUGUAAAAAAUCUUUUAAAAAAAUUAAUUCAGAAUUCAGUUGCAAACAACAAUUUUAAAAAACUUUAUUUGUGGUUUAGUAUUUCAAAUAUUUAGCAAAUAGAUCAGGUGUGGAGGACUCCGUCAUUUAAAACUUUUAAACAUACUGGAGUACAUGUCGUGGACCAAAAGUAGCAUUGGCAUGUAACAAAACAUGCUAGCCUUGCAGAAGUCCACAAGACUCUUUACAUACACACCACCCACACCCGGUCCGUAUUUUCCCUCUUUUGAACGACCCCCCCCCCCAACCUGGUCCGUAUUUUCCCUAUUUUGAAUGACAUCCCCCCAAGCCCCGCCCAAUCUUCCAUCUUUGUGAAUAUACUUUAUGAACGACCUCUAACGCUAAUAGAGGGAAAAAAAAAUCUGACUUUCGUUUUCCUGUUGCUUGAGUUACUAAACAACUUUUUAAUUGCUAAAAGUGUAAAUGGGAUUGCAACUGACUUGAAGAAUAAAAUACUAAAUACUAUUCUACAACAAAUUUGUUUCCAACUGGUUUGAAGAAUAAAAUACUAGAUAUUAUUCUACAAUUCACUUUUUUUUUUUUCAACUGGCUUGAAGAAUAAAAUACUAGAUAUUAUUCGACAAUUCACUUUUU